AUGAUUUCGAAAGGGCUUUAUGGAGACCACGCGAUUUCCAAGGUCAUGGGAUACGGCCACGUCGGUGACGGAAAUUUGCAUCUCAAUGUGAUCGCCAAGCAUGGAUACCGCCCGGAGCUUGAGGCAGCUCUGGAGCCUUUCAUUUAUGAAAUUGUCGGUGCGUAUUACUUCUCCCAGCAAUUCAUUGGCGCGGUUGUUGACGAGCAUCUGAAUUCAGCUGAUCGCAAGGGCUCCGUGUCCGCAGAGCAGGCAUUGGAUCGAUGA
Suillus subaureus is the source of this 264-nucleotide messenger RNA. RefSeq lists its product as uncharacterized. Gene Ontology annotation, molecular function: catalytic activity; flavin adenine dinucleotide binding. The record is from RefSeq and is a predicted model, not a curated record. The coding region runs from base 1 to 264 and encodes 87 amino acids. Lineage: Eukaryota; Fungi; Basidiomycota; Agaricomycetes; Boletales; Suillaceae. The transcript has 2 exons.